AUGGAUACUAACAAUCUGUGGUCUCGUCGCACAAAUUCCGGCAAGCUUUCCCUCUCGACCUCGAAUGGGCCCAACGGCUCCUCGACUGGCGAAUCAUCCUCCCGCAACACCUCAUCCUCCAAGCGCCAUGGCGGCGACUCAUCGUCACAAGGCAAGGUCAGCCCCUUCAACUCUUCCGGAGGAGGCGUGGUAUCCCCCACGAGCGGCGCCUCCAGCGCCUUCGGCUUAGGCUCCGGCGCCUUUGCUUCCUUCGGGUCGACGAAGCCGCUCAAGACCCCCGGUUCGGCCAAGGACGGGCCCAGGCCCAUGGGCCGCGCCCCUAGCAUGGCGUCCAUCUCGGAAACCAAGGCAUCGACCUCGUCGACGGCCGCCCAGGUCCAUCCACUGAAAGAUGUGUGGUCCUUCUGGUAUCGGCCUCCCAUCUCCAAGGCCCACGGCUACAUCGAGUACGAGAACACCCUGCACGGAAUCGCCACGGUCAAGACGGCGGAGGACUUUUGGCGAAUCUAUUCGCACCUUAAGCGGCCUUCCUGUCUGCCCGUGGUGUCCGACUAUCACCUCUUCAAGAAAGAUAUACGACCGAUAUGGGAGGACGAGGUGAACCGCAAGGGAGGCAAGUGGGUUGUGCGCAUGAAAAAGGGCGUGGCUGAUCGAUACUGGGAGGACUUGCUUCUCUCUUUCAUUGGCGAUCAGUUUGGCGAUGCUGGCGAGGACGUUUGCGGCGCUGUGCUCAGCAUGCGCAACGGCGAGGACAUAUUGAGCAUCUGGACCCGGACUGACGGCGGUCGAGUGCUCAAGAUUCGCGAAAUCAUGAAGCAUGUACUCAACUUCCCGCCAAACACGCGGGUUGAAUUCAAGAGUCACGAUUCUAGCAUCCAGCAGCGAACCGCCAUUGACGAGCAGCGUCGCGAAAAAGCCGGCCAUACUCCAGGCGACAAGCGUCAAACCUCCGGCGCCCCGAGGCAGAACCAUGACUAA
Messenger RNA from Hirsutella rhossiliensis, 978 nucleotides. RefSeq names its product eukaryotic initiation factor 4E domain-containing protein. NCBI's taxonomy places the organism in Eukaryota, Fungi, Ascomycota, Sordariomycetes, Hypocreales, Ophiocordycipitaceae. The record is from RefSeq and is a predicted model, not a curated record. Gene Ontology annotation, cellular component: eukaryotic translation initiation factor 4F complex; cytoplasm. Gene Ontology annotation, biological process: translational initiation. Gene Ontology annotation, molecular function: translation initiation factor activity; RNA 7-methylguanosine cap binding. Bases 1 to 978 code for a protein of 325 amino acids. The transcript is spliced from 4 exons.